AUGGCAUCUGCUAAAUCCGCACCGUUCGACAUUGUGUCGACGUACAAUGACCUUCUCAAGUCCGACCCAGACAUCACGAUGCCAAUAGCGGCCAUUGAAGCCCUAGUUCUUCUUCUGACUCAUUCGCCGUCUUCGACGAUCUCAGAAACUCUAGACUUACUUGAAAAGCACACGGCCAUUCUUAAAAAUGCCAUCCCCAACCCCAUCGCUCUCUCCGCCGGUACGGAUUUGUUCCAGCGAUAUCUCAUAACAACGCUACAACGGCCAGGUCAGCUGGGGCCAGCAGGUGACUUCAAUGCUAUCAGGGCUCAUCUGCUUUCUAACGGACGACUAUUUAUCAAGCGUGCCAAAGAGAGUCGAAACAACGUAGCUGCGUUCGGUAAGAGCUUUGUUCGAGAUGGAAGCACUAUUCUGACCAAUGGCGGCUCCCGAGUGGUAUCUGCGUUGCUGCAAAAGGCCGCAGACGAGAGAAAUGGCGCAUCUGCUGUCCGGUUCCGUGUCAUCUAUGUUUUAGGCAGCGUCAAUGGCACUGCCGAACCGGAAGGCUUGGAAACUGUUCGCACACUUCGAGCUAGGGGUGUCCCAGUUGCUACGAUACCCGAGUCUGCGGUGGCCUAUUCACUAGGAAAGGUGGACACGGUGAUUGUGGGUGCGGAGGGUGUCGUCGAGAAUGGCGGAGUUGUCUCGCGCAUGGGAACUUACCAGAUCGGUCUGUUGGCAAAGGCCAUGGGCAAACCGUUUUACGUUGUUGCCGAGAGCCAUAAGUUUGUCCGCUUGUACCCGCUUGGACAAUAUGAUCUUCCCAUCGAGCAACACGUGAUCAAUUUCAAAACCGAGGAAGAUAUUGCGGCAGAAGACGCUAGCCAACCUGUCGUUGCUCCCCAAGACACAAGUGCAAAGACAGAAGCGUCAUCCGAGGAAAAGGCCAAACACAUGACUGCUCUUUUGAAUGGCGCGCCAGCUCAGCAGCCAAAUGUUAGCAGUAUGCGGCGCGAUACAGUGGAUUUCACACCGCCACACCUAAUCACGGCUUUGAUUACGGAGGGUGGUGUUCUUACCCCAAGCGCGGUCAGCGAGGAAUUGAUUAAGAUUUGGUUCUGA
Talaromyces atroroseus is the source of this 1101-nucleotide messenger RNA. RefSeq lists its product as hypothetical. The record is from RefSeq and is a predicted model, not a curated record. NCBI's taxonomy places the organism in Eukaryota, Fungi, Ascomycota, Eurotiomycetes, Eurotiales, Trichocomaceae. Gene Ontology annotation, biological process: translational initiation. Gene Ontology annotation, cellular component: eukaryotic translation initiation factor 2B complex. Bases 1 to 1101 code for a protein of 366 amino acids. Gene Ontology annotation, molecular function: translation initiation factor activity; guanyl-nucleotide exchange factor activity. The transcript has 2 exons.